Messenger RNA from Eucalyptus grandis, 2502 nucleotides. RefSeq names its product mannan endo-1,4-beta-mannosidase 2. The transcript has 7 exons. Gene Ontology annotation, molecular function: hydrolase activity, hydrolyzing O-glycosyl compounds. Lineage: Eukaryota; Viridiplantae; Streptophyta; Magnoliopsida; Myrtales; Myrtaceae. The record is from RefSeq and is a predicted model, not a curated record. Bases 972 to 2279 code for a protein of 435 amino acids.
CGUGUGGUCCAGGAAAUUUUCCAGGAAAUUCAGGGCUGGUUUCCAGAAGAAACCCACAAAGAAAAUGUCACCCCAGAAAGUAAAUCCGGGAAUGCAGAACACGUCGAGUGGAAAAAGAGUGCAGAAAGAGGAAAAAAGAGAAGAUUGAAUUGGACUGUGGGAAUCAGACUCUGGAAAAGGAAAAAUUGUGAGAUCUUGGUCAUCACGCGAAACCAUCUUGGCGAUUUAGCUCUGUCAAUAGCACCAGAGCGAAACCACCAGCGGAAGAGCAAAAAAGGCCACGGCCAGCAGUUACUUUCGCCUUGGCUUGCGUCACACCAGAACCAAAAUCUCAGUGCGAUAAGGAAAAGAGAGAGGAGAACGAGAGGUCCACAUCCACCCAUGACCAUGGCCCCAAAUGCUCCCCCCCCAUCCACGGUCCGACGCUGUUGAACGACAACAGCCUUCGGCUGCUUCGGUCAGUCCAAAACAUUGUAACUCAAGCAAAAAGAGAGAAGGGGAAAGAGGUGUAGAAACAGGUGCUCCAGAUCCAUCAUCUCAAUUAACCGGAGAAGGGCUUGAAGAUAACGCGCCACCAUACUUGUUUCCCCAGCAACCUCCCAUCUCCUUGUUUCUCUCUCUACUGAGUCUCUCUGACGGUUCUUGAAUCAAAAACUCCUCGGCAUUCUCAGGAAGUCCUCAAAUUGGGCCGUUAUAAGCGCCCAUCCGACGUGAUCUUCAGCCCCGUCGCGGCGUUUUCUAUCGUCCAAGCGUCGCCUUUGUGGGGAAUUCAGUGCCGAAAGGGAUCUUGGUCUCCUGAAAUUGGCUUCUUGUCCACGUACCGUCAAAUUUUCAGUCUUGGCAGGUGGAAAUCUCCUUUGGCUGUUCAUGAUUCGGACUCUUUCUUGACGUAGAGCCAAAAGGGUACCUCAAAACCCUCCCAAUUUGUGAAAUUCUGCAUCGAUCGACAUCUUCUUGAAGCUGCCAGCACUAUGACAUCAAGAACUGUUGCGAGGAAUGGGUUGUUCUACCCGAUUGUGGGGUUUGCAUCCUGCGUGGCAUUCAUUUACUUGUCUUUUGGUGACUUCAGGCUCAAUUUCUAUGUGGGGAAGAGGAUGGACUUCGUGGGAAGAAAUGGGACACAGUUUGUGGUCGAUGGUAAAGUUUUCUACGUGAACGGGUGGAAUUCUUACUGGUUGAUGGAUCAGGCGGUUGACGAAUACAGCAGGCCUAGGGUUAGGACGGUGCUGCAAGCUGGUGCGCGGAUGGGUCUCACGGUUUGCAGGACCUGGGCCUUCAAUGAUAACACUUAUCAUGCUCUCCAGAUUGCCCCUGGUCAGUUUGAUGAGGGAGUGUUUCAGGCUUUGGAUCUUGUAAUUGCAGAAGCAAAUCAACAUGGAAUCAGGUUGCUUCUCAGUUUAGUUAAUAACUUGCAAGCAUUUGGCGGAAAGACUCAAUAUGUCAAGUGGGCGUGGGAAGAAGGCAUUGGAUUGAGCUCGUCCAAUGAUUCCUUUUUCUAUGAUCCUUCUAUUCGUCAGUACUACAAAAAUUAUGUCAAGGCUGUGUUAACCAGGAAGAAUACCAUUACCGGCAUCGAAUAUAGAGAUGAUCCAACCAUAUUUGGAUGGGAGUUGAUGAACGAACCCCGUUGUAUGACAGAUCCUGCAGGGGACACCCUUCAGGACUGGUUAGAGGAAAUGUCAACAUUUGUAAGAUCAAUUGACAAGAAGCAUCUACUGACCGUAGGCCUUGAAGGAUUUUAUGGUCCUAAAAACCCCAAAAGUUUAACUGUGAACCCAGCAGACUGGGCAGCCCUUUACGGGUCAGAUUUUGUUCAUAAUUCCAAUCUCCCGAAUAUUGAUUUCGCUUCAGCUCAUAUCUACCCUGACCACUGGUUUCAUGAGAUAGAAUUCGAGGAGUCAGUAAAGUUCGUCUCAAAAUGGGUGCGUUCCCACAUUGAUGAUGGCGACAGGGAACUGAAAAAGCCAGUCAUGUUCACUGAAUUUGGAUACUCAAACCAGAACCCAAACUUCCAUCCAUCUCAGCGGGAUCGGUUUUUCAAGACAAUCUUCGACGAAAUCUAUGCAUCUGCCAGGAAGAACGGGGCAGGGGCAGGUUCUUUUGUGUGGCAGUUCUUUGUCGGAGGGAUGGAAGAAUACAACGACGAUUUCGGGAUUGUUCCAUGGCAAAGAUCAUCUACAUAUCAACUGAUCACAGAACAUUCAUGCAGAUUGGCUGCUCUUCGUGGAUUAAACCAACUGAAGGGAAGCUUGAGAGAACUGUGCCUGCAGGACAAAUGAAGACAACAUAAUAGCAUAGCAAAAUCCAUCUAGUGGGAAUGACAUGGGUUUGGGUCCCUAUAGAAUGUGAAGUCGAUGCAUUGCUCCAUGCUCUCCUUGUUUGCUAUGGGGUUCACAGUAAGUGAACUAUAUGAAUAUAAACAGCACAAUCAGCUACAGGAUCUGGUAGAGAAUGUAGGUAUGUUGAGCUGUUCAUGAAUGACAGAACCGGCGCCCAACCCAA